AUGGCRGAACUUAACACUUUUACUGACGACUUGGAAGCACAGUUAACUUGUGCUAUUUGUAACGAUAUCUUUACUGAUCCAAGGACACUACCGUGUCUACACACUUUCUGCUUUAAAUGCAUCAAAAGUUGGAAAGAAGCUUGUCAGAGAGGAAGGAAGAGGCUGAGAUGUCCAACUUGUCGAGCAGGUGUCAAGAUCGAAGGAGACGACAUCGCGAAGCUUCCUUCUUCGUUUACUUACAACUCGCUACUUCAGCUAUUCAAUGUCAUKAAGACCAAGGCYGAYGAACACAACCAACAGCAGCUUCCAGAGUGUGUAAGUUGCAACAAACGAAGCGUAUUGGUUGGWUUUUGUSCYCAAUGUGAAGGAAUGAUUUGYAAUGAAUGCAWCAACCAACACAAAACAGUAAAGCCAUURAUAAAAACCCAUCAAGCAACGCUUUGGAGCGAAYUCAAGACACAAAAUGUCAACAGCUACAUCAACAAUCAAGCCWUUUGUAAGGAGAAAUUUCACCAGAAAUGCCGUCUCGAUUACUACUGCAUAACGUGCARAAAGUGUAUUUGUCACAAAUGUUCUGCAACAGCGCACGGCAACCAUGACAAGGUCAGCAUCGAGGAGGCAGCUGAAGAUGCUAAAAARCUUAUUAGAAAAGAAAAGRAYCKACUGRAYGAGSUGCUUAUCGGUUACAAGAAAGAAUUWGAACUGUCCAAUGAAAAUAUGACAAGGAUUCAAAGAGAGGUUGACACAGCAAAGGCAAAAGUACAAAAUGACACACAAGCUCUAAUGAAGAUUCUACAAGACCGCCAAAACGCUUUGAUUGCUACCUUAGACGGCCUGCUUGCAGAACAAACAACAGCAAAUGAAGACGAGAAAAAAGAAAUCAACGCCAACAUCCAACAAGUCACUGAAUUGAAACAUCAGUGUGAAACAACGGAAGAGAAAAACUUAGAAAAAUUGAUAUUAGAAAGCUACGAAAAUUUACUAGAAGUUUGUAAAACUACAGCGCACAACAAGUCCGUCUUAUCGACCAAACCAGUCAAUAACUCAAGUAUUCGUUUCAUUCCAAACCCGGAAUUUCUUCCCCUAAUGCAAAAAGUCAAACUCGGCGAUGUAGCAGAAAGCGUGACAGAUCCGUCAUGUUGUUCUAUGCACUCUUCAACAAAGAUCAGAUGUGGUUUUAUCAAUGAAGUUCUUGUUUUGACAAAAAAUUCACAAGGAAAUGCAUGCCACACCAGUAAAGGAAUGAUUGAUGUUCAAAUCCAAGAUGUCGACGGCAACAAUGUGCAGAAAGAACUGACCGAAACUGAAACUGGGAAAUUCCUCGUAAAACACAAAGUAGAGAAACGCUCACUUUAUAAAGUUGUGGUGAGUAUUGGAGGAAAGGAAAUCAAAAACUCACCACAGAACAUUGAGACAAUCGAUGCUAAAGCAGAAUUUGAAUCCUUGGCGAUAAUUGAUGUCAAAGAGAGGAUGUCCGGCCCUAUUGCACUUGAUGUAAGUCAUAGUGGUGAUAUUGCUGUGGUUAAUAAUUCCUAUUUUGAAAAGGAUUUCCGUGUUGUGUUGUUCAAUGCUGAUGGAGAGUAUUUGCGAGACAUUGGUGGUGCAGGAUCAGGAGAUGGUCAGCUGAGUGAUCCAACUGGAGUCAUCUUCAAUGAGGAUAAAAUAGUGAUCACCGAUAAUCCAGGUGAUCGUGGCUGUAUCAAGGUAUUUGGCAUCGAUGGUAACUACAAAAGAACUCUUUGCAAACUACCUGAAGGAAUGAUGUUGCAAAGAAUGUGUACAGUCAAUCAAACUAUGGCGUGUUUGUAUUACAAUAAGAAUAGAAAAGAGACAUUUAUUAAAUUGUUUGACAUACACAGUUGUGAUCACCUUCAUGACAUCAAACUUGAUGUUCCUGAUGAUGUUCAUGGGAUGCCUGUCUCAUUAGCUUAUGACAACAAUAAGUACUUUGUAUCGUUUUAUAGUAUGAGCAUUGUUUAUGUUUUUGACGAGAAUGGUGGUCUACUGUACACGAUUGGAAUGAAAGGCAACAAAAAAGGUCAGUUUAACGGUGUAAGUGGACUUGCCGUGUUUGGUAAAGAAAUGCUUCUUGUCUGUGAUGGAUAUAAUCACCGCGUACAAGUCUUCAGUCAAGACGGUCAGUUCAUAAAUUCCUUUGGUAGUAAAGGUGCAGGUCUUGGUCAAAUGAAUGAUCCGUAUGACGUUUCUGUUACACCAGAAGGUCGAGUAUUUGUGCUUGAAUGGAAUGGCAAACGAGUGCAGGUGUGGAGAUGA
This is a messenger RNA of Exaiptasia diaphana, 2274 nucleotides long. RefSeq names its product E3 ubiquitin-protein ligase TRIM71. The transcript has a single exon. The record is from RefSeq and is a predicted model, not a curated record. Bases 1 to 2274 code for a protein of 757 amino acids. Lineage: Eukaryota; Metazoa; Cnidaria; Anthozoa; Actiniaria; Aiptasiidae. Gene Ontology annotation, molecular function: protein binding; zinc ion binding.